GGCCUUGUUCCCGCCGGAAAUCGAGCCGGUAGCCAAACGCACGCGUGGUGGUGUUGGCGGUUCUGCAGGCACUGCGGCGGCUGCCGGGCCCAAGGGUGGUCCCAGGCCCCCAACUGCUACUUGCACAAGUCCGAGUCAGAGGGAGGGUGCGGGCGCUGCCGCUGCCGCUGCCGCUGCCAGCACCGCACCCGCUGCCAUCGACCCGCGGUUCGGCAAGGUGCUGUCGCAGUUCGACGCCAGCAGUGGCUGGAUAAAUUUGCCGGUGGCCAUGGUUCGCGGCGGGGGCGUGUUCGAGGGCAUGCCGGACGGCCCCCAGGAGGUCAGCAUUGUGGAGGUUGCUAGCGGCCGGCAGUGGACGGCCCGCCUGGUUCACAAGAGGUCCAACGUUCGGCUGGGCAGUCUGGCGGGGCUGUCCGCAAAGGCUGGGGACGCGGUGGUCUUCACACGGGUGGGAGCUGGGGCUUUCCAGCUGCAGAUCCUGUCCGGCAGGGGCGGCCGAAACCACGGCCGGGUGCAGCAGCUGGCGCCUGGUAGCGGUGAGGAGGACAACAGCCGCCUGCCAUUGGCAGCAGCAGCAGCGGCACCUUCUGAGCAGCAGCAGCAGCAGCAGCCCCAGCAGCAGCAGCCCCAGCAGCAGCAGUCACAGCAGCCCCAGCAGCAGCAGCAUGAGGGCCCGGGGGACACGGAGGAUGCUGCGGGCACCUCGGACCCGGAGGCACACGGAGGCACACUGACAGCAGUAGCGGCAGCAGCGGCAGGACAGGGGCGAUCGGCGCGGGUGGAGCAGCCGGAAGGACAGCAGCGGCAGGAGGAGCAGCAACUAGAUCAGCAGCAAGCGGAGGAGCAGCUGGAUCAGCAGCAGCGGCAGGAGCAGCAAGCGGAGGAGCAGGCGGAGGUAGACUUGCGGUGGGUGGGCGGCGAGACGGGCCCGGCCGCAACGGUGCUGGAAGCCGAGUCGAAGGCGAAUGAGCAAAGCGAGGCGCGGUCCGCUGACGCAGCAAGGCCGGCACAGCUGCCGUUGUGUUCGCUGAGCUCCGCCCACUUGCGCGGCUGCAUCCCGCCUGAUGUGUGUCUGCCGCCGCUGCAGCCGGGCGAGCUGCGGCUGUGCGGCCUCACCUUCCACCCGGACGUGGCGCAGCGCGUGCGGAGGCGCAUGGCGGAGUGGGCGGCCGCCAUGAGCCGGGCUGCGGGCGGCGAGGGACCCGGGAGCUGGGAGCCCACCAGCCUGCAGGUGCACAUCCCGGGGGUGGAUCCGCCCACCGCACCGGGUGCACUGCCGACCGGAGGCGGUGCUGCGGCUGCGGUUGCGGCCGCGUUCCGUCGGCACGGGCUGCGUCGCCGCGUCCUGGCCUGCCACCUGGCUCGUUACCUG
Astrephomene gubernaculifera is the source of this 1372-nucleotide messenger RNA. The record is from the annotation of a GenBank genome assembly. NCBI's taxonomy places the organism in Eukaryota, Viridiplantae, Chlorophyta, Chlorophyceae, Chlamydomonadales, Astrephomenaceae.